Messenger RNA from Saccharomycopsis crataegensis, 3480 nucleotides. RefSeq lists its product as uncharacterized. The coding region runs from base 1 to 3480 and encodes 1159 amino acids. The transcript has a single exon. The record is from RefSeq and is a predicted model, not a curated record. Lineage: Eukaryota; Fungi; Ascomycota; Saccharomycetes; Ascoideales; Saccharomycopsidaceae.
AUGGGGUCGGUUCCUGAUCUCCCUUCUUCUCACCAUUAUUAUCUCAAAUCCAAAAGUCUAUCGUUACUGACUUCUCAAAGACAUCAAUAUCUCAAUCCUCAAAGAGCACAACAACAACCUCAUCUUCCCCAAUAUCAACCACAACAGCGAAGUAAUCUACUGCAAGUCACUAGUCCUAUCCAAACUUCAGUGACUCGCAAAUCACAUAAAGCAAAAUCAAAUCCAUAUUCAACAAAAAGAAAAUCAGAUGAAUCAAAUAUCACAUCCUCAACUAACACCAGCGCUACGGUGGUGAAUCAUUGCUACAAUGAGGAUAUCUUUCUCAAUGGCAAUGUCAAUAUGAAUCCAAUGCACCAGAAACUUUCCAUCAAUCUAGAUAAUCAGAAAGCAAAUGAUUUCUUAUCGGAUUACUACGGUAUCGAUGAUGCCGUAUCUACAGAUACCUCAAAUUACAACAUGUCUUCCACCUUUAUGUUUCCGAGACCACCAGCCAGGUCAAUCAUGGUACAUUCAGGUGAUGGAAGUAGCCAUGGCAGUAGGAAGAGCAGUAUCAGUUUGAGUAGAAGUCAGAAAGGAUAUGAGAGUCCUGUGGGAUUAGGUUUGCAACUCGGUCAAAACACAACAACUAAUAAUAAGAACAAUAAUAAUGAUGAUCGGUUCACAAUGCAAUCAUCACUAUUUGAAAAAAGCGAUCUUCAUCAAAACUACUCUUACCCUAAAAAUAUUGAAUUUUUCGGUUCUAACAUGAAUCCUGACCAUGCCCGAAAUUUUUCAAUUGAAUCAUUUUCAAUUCAUUCCUCGUCAAUUUUGAAUUACCCAAUGAUGCCCGACUCACCUAAUUGGAUUGAACAGUAUUCAGAUUCGCUAAAUAACAACAUAUUUCAAAUGCCUUUGGCACAAAAUUACUCCUCCAACAACGACAACCAAGUAUUCAAGGUGUUUUCCAGUUUAUUGAAUUCUCUAUUGGGCUACAUUCAAAAAUCUAAUGAAUUGAGAACCGAAUUUUGUGAUGAGUUCUCUUACAAUAUUGUUGUGUCCCAUCUAUUAAAUGAUAAGAUACUAGUGUCAAACUAUUAUGAUUCAGUGGUGCAAGAACUGGGACCCAACCUUAUGGAUGGCAAAAUGAGGCACAGUCUGGGUAAAUUUUCAAAGCAGAAAUUGCCAAUCAAAUCUUGGGAAAAAAUCCUCAUAGUCCAGGGCGCUACUCAAUGUGAAAUCAAACUAUUCAAUAAUAGUUCAUUGAAAGUAUAUGUGUGCGUCAUCCAAUUAUUGAAAUUUAAAAACAAGUUGCUAGCGUUGAAUAAGAAGGGCCACAGUGGUAAUCCCACCUCCGUUAUUUCUGACAAAAACCUCUUGAUAUCUUUAGUACUUUGUGAAUUGGUCAACUUAAGAAAACUCAUGAUCAACAGGCUUAUUUAUUUUUUCAAUGUUCAGUCCAAAGCUAUGAAAUUCUUGAGAUCUAAAUUCAUUGAAACCAACAAAAAAUUUGAUGUUUUGUUGAAGAAAUUAUUAUUUAAUUUCAAAGAAUUUGACAUAUAUCAUCAAAUUCCCCAUAGUGAUGCUAUCCCAGAUUUUUCCAAAUCUAAAGUUUUGCGAAUCAUGAAUAAUCCAAGUAUCGGCACUAAAACAAUAAACCAUAUAAUAGAAAAUCUAAACUUUGUUGGAGGUUACUUAAUUCUUAAAUCAGCUAAUUUUAUUGUCAAGUGGAUUAAGAGCAAAAAUAUGCAAAUGAUUUCUACGUUGGAGAGAAUUCUUUUCAAUUACUUGAAAAUUCAUAACUUGAGUAUUGAAAAAUUAUAUAAGAUCAUAUUGGCUCAUCACAUAUAUGCUCAUGCUGACCAUGAUAAUUGUGACAUUGGUAUAAGCUCAGGCUUGAAACCUUUACAAUUGACAAUGAAAUCAUCUACUAUUGGUACCGAUGGUACUGUUGUUGAUUUAUGUGAAGCACCGUUCAUCUCAUCUUUGUCCGAUCAUCACCCAAACUAUCAAGACAGUGAAAAAUCUCAAUCGAAAAAUAUCGAAGCCUCCAAUUCAAACCAGAGUUUUCUGAAUGAUCUUAAACAGUUCGAGGUCAGUAUUGAUAACUUUCAUUUGAUUAGAAAAUUUUACUUAAUUAUUAUUUUGGUGAUUGUUAAUGAAGCAGGUUUUGAGAAUGAUGGAGAUGUAUUUAAUUGUGAAGAUGAAGGAGCUGAUUACAUGGCUCUGGCCAAUAUAUUGAACAUUUUGAGGCGAAUAGGUAAAUGUGAGAGCCGCAAUGAUGACCUUAUUUUGGAUUUAUAUGAUGAAUUUGAUUAUCACGGAGAAUUCUUUAGUCGAUUAUAUGGUGUCACCGAAGAUUAUCUACAGUAUAAUGGUUUGGGAGGGUUUAUAAAAAAUGAGCAGUUACGUGAAAUGAAUUCAAAUAGCAAUCAUCAGAAAUAUUCCGGUAGCCUUUUUGGAAGCAAACAGCAAGAUCCAACUGGUAGUACUUUAUCAUUUCAAGGCAACACAGUGUUUAAAAAAUUGAGCCAUAAUUUAAAUAAAGUAAGUUUUAAGUUGUCUCGAUUUGAAAACAGAAAUGCUUCAUCAGAACCUAAGGCUUCGAUUGAUCAAGAUAUGUUGAAAACUUUUGGUGCCAUUGAACGAGACUUAUCCAAUGUUUUGUCAUCUUAUCAAGCCUCGCUCCGUGAUUUCAAAGCUUCUGUUGUUACUCUGCAGUCUUGUUCAAGAACCAAGACCAACAUUUCUAGGAAGCGAAUGUCUUUGCCAGAAAAUCGGUUGAAAUCAUUAGCGGCAAUCCAAUCACCAAGAGUUGGUUCUAGCAACAUUAUUGGAAGAUCGCAACAUAUUAGCAAAAAUCACCAACUGCGCCAAUCAUCACUUAGUUCGAUAGUGAGUCCCCUGAUAAAUGAAGAGCACAUUAUCGUAUCCCCUUCGGUAAUACAGCCUCCUUCGAUGUCCAAUUACAAAAGAUUAAGCACUGGCUUACAAUUUUCAUUGUUGAAAAUAUCAGAGUAUGGCGAAGCGUUUGAUGGUGAUAAUAACAAUUCAAAAGUUGUUAGCUAUGAUGAUAAUUAUCUCAACAUUUAUAAAAAUAGCAAUUUAGGUGUUGCUAAUGAUGAUAUUAGCUAUAAUGAUGUUUUAGGACAUCUCAAUGGCUCCGAUGAUGCUAAUGGGAAGCACGAAUUUGGUGACUUGAAUGGAGAAAAAACAGGAGAUGAAAGUGAUGAAGAAAAGAAGUUCACGAAAAAGGAUUUGGAAGAUGAACUAACUAGAAGAUUUGAAGUUAUGAUUAAGAGUCACAAAGCAAAUAACAACAAUGAGGAGCACCUGCUCAGUCAAAAAGAUGAUGAAGUAAAGAAAGUGGAUUUGCAAACCAAUGAUAAUUCUAAAAUCAAUGGCUUUAUGGACCGUAGAAGCUUUUUGAGCGAGCUACAAAACAGCUUGUCUAAGAAUAAUCAAAAUAAUGUGGAGUCUGUUUUUGAAGGAGGCGAGGAAUGA